AUCACUGCUAUACUCCAUACCAGCACCAUGAUCACCACCACAUGCCAUACCAGUGGCCUGGUCACCGCCAUACCCCAUACCAGUGCCCUGAUCACCAGCCAUAUGCCAUACCAGCAUCCUGAUCACUGCCAUAUACCAUACCAGCAUUUUGUUCACUGCCAUAUACCAUACCAGCAUCCUGAUCACCGCCAUACCCCAUACCAGGGUCCUGAUCACUGCCAUACCCCAUAACAGAGUUCUGAUAACGUCAUAUGUCAUACCAAUGUCCAGAUCACCGCCAUACACCAUACAAACGUCCUGAUCACAGCCAUGCCCCAUACCAGCGUCCUGAUCAAUGUUAUAUCCCAUAUCAGCAUCCUGAUCACUUCCAUACCAGCAUCCUGGUCACUUCCAUACCAGCAUCCUGAUCACCACCAUACCUCAUACCAAUGUCCUGAACACUGCCAUACAUCAUACUAGCGUCCAG
This is a messenger RNA of Staurois parvus, 466 nucleotides long. The record is from the annotation of a GenBank genome assembly. NCBI's taxonomy places the organism in Eukaryota, Metazoa, Chordata, Amphibia, Anura, Ranidae.